This is a messenger RNA of Mesocricetus auratus (golden hamster), 1123 nucleotides long. It is a transcript of the gene Pdc, whose product is annotated as phosducin. The coding region runs from base 19 to 759 and encodes 246 amino acids. Lineage: Eukaryota; Metazoa; Chordata; Mammalia; Rodentia; Cricetidae. The transcript has 3 exons. Gene Ontology annotation, biological process: regulation of G protein-coupled receptor signaling pathway. The record is from RefSeq and is a predicted model, not a curated record.
CCGAACCCAGCCCCUAACAUGGAAGAAGCCAGAAGCCAAAGCAUAGAGGAAGACUUUGAAGGACAGGCCACACACACAGGACCCAAAGGAGUAAUAAAUGAUUGGAGAAAGUUUAAAUUAGAAAGUGAAGAUGGUGACUCAAUUCCACCCAGUAAGAAGGAGAUCCUCAGACAAAUGUCUUCCCCUCAGAGCAGAGACGACAAAGACUCAAAAGACAGAGUCAGCAGAAAGAUGAGCAUUCAAGAAUAUGAACUAAUUCAUCAAGACAAAGAAGAUGAAAAUUGCCUUCGUAAAUACCGUAGACAGUGCAUGCAGGAUAUGCAUCAGAAGUUGAGUUUUGGGCCUAGAUACGGGUUUGUGUAUGAGCUGGAAACAGGGGAGCAAUUCCUGGAGACCAUUGAAAAGGAGCAGAAGGUCACCACAAUCGUGGUGAACAUUUAUGAAGAUGGUGUCAAGGGCUGUGACGCGCUCAACAGCAGUUUAGCAUGCCUUGCAGUGGAGUACCCAAUGGUCAAGUUCUGUAAGAUAAAAGCUUCUAAUACUGGUGCUGGGGACCGCUUUUCCUCAGAUGUACUCCCUACCCUGCUUGUAUACAAAGGUGGGGAACUCAUAAGCAAUUUUAUUAGUGUUGCUGAGCAGUUUGCUGAAGAAUUUUUUGCUGGAGAUGUGGAGUCUUUCCUAAAUGAAUAUGGAUUACUACCAGAAAGAGAGAUCCAUGACCUAGAGCAGACCAACAUGGAGGAUGAAGAUGUUGAAUAAAUAUUCAUUAUCUCAGUAUCUCAUAUAUGUCCUUUACACAGUGAACAUGGAUUUUUGGUAGUAUCUCUAUUCCUUUAGCAAACUCUAAAUAUAGCUAUGGUUAUUCAAAUGGGUGGGGGUAGGGGGAGACACUAAAAUUAUGUUAGUAGCAUGUUUUAGUAUUAGUUACUCAAGUUGACAUAAUACUUUGCUGUAGAAAUGUUGUAGACAGCGGAGGUGGAUAAUGUCAAUGUUAUGUCCCUUUCAAGUUACGUGGUAGCUUUUUUUACUCCUUACCCUUGGCAUUUUUAUUUGGGCUUUUGAAACUGAAUAGUACUUAUGAACUGUCUUGUAUUGUAAGAAUAAAAUCCUAUGAUGAAACAAA